UGAACAUAGACUUUCACUUCCGCGGAUGUACGGUGCGGUUCUUGGUUUUAUACAAAGAACUUCACCAUGCAGAUUUUUGUAAAGACUUUAACGGGGAAGACCAUUACCCUUGAGGUUGAAGCCUCUGAUACCAUCGAAAAUGUCAAAGCAAAGAUUCAAGAUAAAGAGGGCAUUCCACCUGAUCAGCAGAGGUUAAUUUUUGCUGGUAAGCAGCUUGAGGAUGGAAGAACUUUGUCGGAUUACAAUAUCCAAAAGGAGUCAACGUUACACUUGGUAUUGAGGCUGAGAGGUGGAGCAAAGAAACGUAAGAAGAAGAACUACUCGACUCCAAAGAAGAUCAAACACAAGAAGAAGAAGGUUAAGCUUGCCGUGUUAAAGUUUUACAAGGUGGAUGAAAAUGGUAAAAUUCAUCGACUCAGACGUGAGUGUCCUUCUGAACAGUGCGGGGCAGGAGUCUUCAUGGCUGCCAUGGAGGAUCGGCACUAUUGUGGAAAAUGCGGUUAUACUCUCGUUUUUAACAAACCCGAAGACAAGUAAAUGAUGAGUACGAUAAACAUGAGAUUGAUAACUUUGACCAACCGCCAUUUGUUAAUACAUGUAUGACAGUAGAUAUUACAUGAAUAAAGUAUUUGUCGAUCUCAA
This is a messenger RNA of Orussus abietinus, 642 nucleotides long. It is a transcript of the gene RpS27A, whose product is annotated as ubiquitin-40S ribosomal protein S27a. Gene Ontology annotation, biological process: protein ubiquitination; modification-dependent protein catabolic process; translation. The record is from RefSeq and is a predicted model, not a curated record. Lineage: Eukaryota; Metazoa; Arthropoda; Insecta; Hymenoptera; Orussidae. The coding region runs from base 67 to 537 and encodes 156 amino acids. The transcript has 4 exons. Gene Ontology annotation, cellular component: cytoplasm; ribosome; nucleus. Gene Ontology annotation, molecular function: structural constituent of ribosome; protein tag activity; ubiquitin protein ligase binding.